Messenger RNA from Rhopilema esculentum, 2365 nucleotides. Its product is annotated as caspase-3. Gene Ontology annotation, biological process: regulation of apoptotic process; proteolysis. NCBI's taxonomy places the organism in Eukaryota, Metazoa, Cnidaria, Scyphozoa, Rhizostomeae, Rhizostomatidae. The record is from RefSeq and is a predicted model, not a curated record. Gene Ontology annotation, molecular function: protein binding; cysteine-type endopeptidase activity.
GGAUAUUCCUUGACAUACCGAAACUUGACCUAAGACGGAAGUCUGGAAAAGAUGGAAACAGACAAAUCUGUCUUUUAUGAUGGUCGUGAGAAGGUUUACAAGAAUUUUCUUCAUGAUCUAAGUAAAAAGUUGUCGUCGAAGAAUAUAGAAGCUUUGAAAUUUGUUAGCGACAUUCCAGAUGGUGAUUGUGAAAAAAUAUCUGAUGGUACACAGUUAAUGAAAGCUUUUCUUGUCCAUGGGUUUAUUUCCUAUUGUCCUGAUGGUCUUGAAAAUUUGUCAGAAAUAUUAAAAGAUAUACGUAGGCAUGAUUUAUCUGGAGAAACCACCAGGUUCAUUGAAAAUAUGAAGAAAACUUCUGAUCCUAUGCAGGAAAGAGGAAAAGGCGGAAAAAUUAGCAGUGUGCAUCAGAAAUCAAAGAAACUGGAUCCACCAGGCAUUUUUACGAAAAAAAAUCAGGAUUCCAACAGCAAAUCACCAACAGACGAUCUUGAUUAUUGUAUUGAAAUACCUACUGAUGGAAAUGAGGCAAUUGUAUAUGGCGUGUCAGAAAGCAACCAAGAAACAGAGCUCCCAUUUGCAGUGUACAGUGAUGCAGGUUUUUAUCGAAUGGAUAGUGAUCCACAUGGCUAUUGCUUGAUAAUUAGCAAUGAAGAUUUCAAAGCCACCAGAAUGAGCCAUGAUGAUGGAUAUUGUUUAAAUCUUGAUGACAGAAAAAGCUCUGCUGUAGAUGUCCGUAGUUUGGAAGACAUUUUCAGCAGUUUAAAGUUCAAGGUGGAAAAGCGCGAAAAUAAAACUGCUAAGGAGAUGUUUUCAAUUUUUGAGCUGUUUGCUAAUUUAAAUCAUGCACCUUUUGAUUGUUUUAUAACAUUCAUUUUAAGUCAUGGAUGUCGGGAUGGGGUUUAUGGCAUUGAUGGUGAUAUAUUACCUAUUGGUGCCGUGGUUGAUCUCCUCGAAAGGUGUCCUAGCCUUCAAGACAAACCAAAGGUGUUGUUUGUGCAGUGUUGCCGUGGUGAUGAUAUAGAUGGUGUAUAUAAAACCAGUAUCACUCCAUCAAUAAACAUAGAGGAAUUUCCCAAUAAACCAGAUUUUUUUCUGGCCUUUGCGACUCCUUCAGGCUACACCUCCUGGAGGAGCGAGGUUGAUGGGUCUUGGUUCAUCGAUAUGCUGUGUGAGGUAAUCAGAGGUAACCUUUCCUUGCCUUUAGAAGAUAUAAUGAAAAAAGUUUCUGAGCAGUUAUACAAGGCGUACACUUCCGAAGGUCACAAGCAAGUACCGCAAACAGUAUCGACCCUUGCGAAAAACCUCAAGUUUAUGUAAUUUUGUAUUGUAAUAAAAUGAGCGAUUAAAUGAUAAUUUAAGACAGGAAAAGUAAUCUAAAACCCUUUUAAUUCGACACUAACUAACCCAGGUCGCCCCAGGUUAAAAUGCUGAUAUUAUGCAGGAAAAAUGGCAACAAGAAAUCGAGUUUCCAUUCAAACGUGCAUUGCUAGGUUAAUUAAAAUUGGGAUCACGAACCGCGCUCGCAUUUUGUUACUUCAGCGUGGUGUAAGCAAAAAAAUGAAAGUUUAUGGAGUUCUAUCGCUAAAAAAGCCUGGGUAAAGCACUUCACAUGGGGAGGAAAACUGUUUGGAGAGGCAUCUGUAAGGAAAUCUCUACGGGGUCUUUUGAUUUCGCCAGCAAGUUGUAGCUAUCAUGUUUUUCUUAUAUUUAUGUUUCAGCUACUUGAACCCUUUCUUUGAUAUGGUUGUAUCAAAAAAAUAUCCACCUUUUUCGCUAUUUGCACAGAAAUGGCUUCUUUCGGGAACAACAAUCUAAUGCUUGCUGACUUUAUCAACUGGCUAAAUGCCAAUCAACAAAAUAACCUCUUCAUCCUCCCAAGGCAAUCGUCGGUCUUCCUUUUCUAAGUCCAUAACUCAUAACCAGUUUGUCAAUAACCAUUGUUUAUCUCGUCGAAGCUGUGCCCUGUUAUAAAUUCUCAAUGGAUGAACACUGCAAAAGUUGCUAUAAAUGCCAGUUACAAAUGUCCAGAUGCUGUGAUGGCUCUUCAUCUAAAUUCCCAUCAGUCAGGGCAUAACAUUGUUACAGUAGAUUUUUACGUAGGCCUGGACUUUUUGAUUGGGCAAUUGAAAAUCUGUAAAUUUAUCGUCAACUCUAUCAUAAAUAUCAUUUUUUUUUUCUCUAACUCUUAGCAGAUUGGGCAAUUUCAUCUUCUCUGACUGCUGCAAUUCUUGUUGUUUUCCUAAUGUCAUCAAAGGUCUCGAAUAAUUUUCACGUUUCUGAUUUCGUCUCUUAAAAAGUCGCUUUUUGGACUUGUAGCCUUGUAAAUCUAUUGGUUGUUUAUAAUGAUCAUUUAUGAAACUAUCUA